Messenger RNA from Belonocnema kinseyi, 531 nucleotides. Its product is annotated as UDP-glucuronosyltransferase 1-5-like. Gene Ontology annotation, molecular function: UDP-glycosyltransferase activity. The record is from RefSeq and is a predicted model, not a curated record. The transcript has 3 exons. NCBI's taxonomy places the organism in Eukaryota, Metazoa, Arthropoda, Insecta, Hymenoptera, Cynipidae. The coding region runs from base 205 to 531 and encodes 108 amino acids.
UUGUUAUUUUAUUCACUGUCUCGUUUGAAUUCCAUCCAAACGACCAUCCUAAGCGGUACAAAAAAUUGGUCAACAGUCAUAAGGACACAAAAGAGUGUAUAAAUUCGGAAUAAGCAGUUGGUGAAAUAUUAGGAGGAAACUGCUAUAUUGGAUUACCCCGAGUCAAAGUUUCGUCAUCACUUUCAACUUCUUUCACUUUCAUCAAUGAAGAUAAAUGGAGAUCAAAUAAAGUUAAGGGAAGCUGUAGAACAUGAAUCAAAACUUUUUCGCGAUAGGCCAAUGAGUCCUAUGGAUACGGCAAAUUUUUGGGUCCAAUAUAUCAUGAGAAAUGGAGAAGAUUCUUUAAAAUCACCAGCAGUGAAUCUUUAUUGGUGGGAAGUUGCUCUCUUAGAUGUGUACGGAUUUAUUCUUCUGGGCUGUAUUGCGAUCAUUGAUUUAGCUAUAUUCACUACGAAGGUUGCUGUGAGAAGAUGUUUCAAAGCAUAUACUACGUUUUCUGAAAUUAAUAAAAAAAAUCAACUAAACUAUUGA